Molecule: messenger RNA, 1441 nt
Organism: Nicotiana tabacum (common tobacco)
Lineage: Eukaryota; Viridiplantae; Streptophyta; Magnoliopsida; Solanales; Solanaceae
Product: patatin-like protein 2
Biological process (GO): lipid metabolic process
Molecular function (GO): glycerophospholipase activity; monoacylglycerol lipase activity
Source: RefSeq, a predicted model, not a curated record
UAAAAAGUUUUUUCUUAAAUUUAUCAAACUAAGCUAUAUCAAAAAUGGAGAGGGCAAUUCCAUCAUCUGGUUCUUUCAAGCAUCAGCCUCCAACUUGUGGCAAUUUAAUCACCAUUCUCAGCAUCGAUGGAGGUGGAAUUAGGGGACUAAUUCCUGGCACCAUUCUUGAGUUCCUUGAAUCUCAACUCCAGGCAUUGGACGGUGUGGAUGCGAGGCUUGCAGAUUAUUUUGAUGUAAUUGCAGGAACAAGCACAGGAGGUCUUGUCACGGCUAUGCUAGCAGCUCCAAACAAAGACAAACGUCCUCUAUUUGCUGCUAAAGACAUAAAGCCUUUCUAUCUUGAGCAUGGCCCUAGGAUAUUCCCACAAAAUACUAUGAAUUGGUUUGGAAUUGGUACAAUUACGAAUAUGUGGAAAUUAGCAACAGGACCAAAGUAUGCUGGGAAGUAUCUUCACAAAGUCAUAAAAGAGAAACUAGGAGGGACUCAUUUGCAUGAGACAUUGACUAAUGUGGUUAUUCCAACUUUUGAUAUCAAGAAUAUGCAGCCCACAAUUUUCUCUUCUUAUGAGGCUAGGAAAAAUCCAUUAAUGGAUGCUAAGCUUUCAGAUAUAUGCAUCAGUACAUCUGCUGCUCCAACAUAUCUUCCUGCACAUCAGUUCCAGACUCAAGACAAAGAUGGCAACUUUCAUGAGUUCAAUCUUAUUGAUGGUGCAAUCGCAGCUAACAAUCCAACCCUUAUUGCUACAAGUGAAGUUACCAAACAAAUAUAUGCGGAAAAUCCAGAUUUCUUCCCAAUAAAACCCAGUGAUCAUGGAAGGUUUUUGGUGAUUUCAAUAGGCACUGGAUCAGCAAAACUGGAACAUAAAUUUAAUGCUAAAAUGGCAGCCAAAUGGGGUAUCUUAGGUUGGCUAACUAAUGGAGGUUCAAAUCCAAUUAUUGAUGUUUUUACUCAAGGUGGUGAUGAUAUGGUUGAUUAUUAUAUUUCUGUUGCUUUCCAAGCUCUUCGUUCUGAUGAAGACCAUUACCUUCGUAUUCAGGAUGACACACUAAGUGGAACAGACUCGUCUGUUGACAUAGCAACAAAAGAGAACAUGGCCAAAUUGGUUGAAAUAGGAGAAACUUUAUUGAAGAAACCAGUUUCAAGGAUAAAUCUGAAGAAAGGUAUAUUUGAACCACAUGAAAUUGGUGGUACAAAUGAAGAAACUUUGAAAAGGUUUGCAACGAAGCUUUCUGAAGAAAAAAGACUCAGGGAUUCCAAGUGUCGUCAUACAAACAAUACAACUUAAAUAGCACAUCAUUUGUUUGGAGCAUAUGAGAAUCCUUGUUCAUGGCAAUUGUAAUUCGAUUUUGAUUUUUUUUUAAAAACUUUGAUUAUUUGACCAGUGUAAUAAUAAUCAUAUAGUGUGUUAUGAAUAAAGAGAAGUUUCUUGGCUUUAUCAUA